Messenger RNA from Perkinsus marinus ATCC 50983, 423 nucleotides. RefSeq lists its product as hypothetical. The transcript is spliced from 4 exons. Bases 95 to 412 code for a protein of 105 amino acids. Lineage: Eukaryota; Perkinsozoa; Perkinsida; Perkinsidae. The record is from RefSeq and is a predicted model, not a curated record.
CACGCUUCUUUGGUCCCGGCCAUCAUUGCCAAGAGCCGAUGGCAGUCGGCGAUGGGUUUCCAAGCUAAGCCACAAGUAUUCUAGAGAGUUUAAGAUGGAGUAUCCUCCUAAGAAUCGAUCGAGACUGUGGCUCCUACAGCCCUAUCGGAAGGUCUUUUUUGUUGCCAACGGGUGGUGGUAUCCCGAACUCUUAACCCGACGGCGAUCCCGAGACCCUCCCGAGAAGGUUGAGCUCACUUUGGUAUGUUUCGCGAAAGGAGGUCAGAAUAAAAUUCUGGAAUACUUCACUAAAGAGGAAAUGAAGUUUAUAUGGGAUAAUGGUGACAAGAUACGGAAUAUGUUCGAUGAACAGGAAAAGAUACGGGAGGGUCUAGAAGAGCGCGAUAGAAACCGAGAACAUGAGUGCAGAUGACACGUUUCUGG